Messenger RNA from Didymella exigua CBS 183.55, 291 nucleotides. RefSeq lists its product as uncharacterized. The record is from RefSeq and is a predicted model, not a curated record. NCBI's taxonomy places the organism in Eukaryota, Fungi, Ascomycota, Dothideomycetes, Pleosporales, Didymellaceae. The coding region runs from base 1 to 291 and encodes 96 amino acids. The transcript is spliced from 2 exons.
AUGAGAUUAUCGAGUAGUUUCCUCGCACCUGACCAUGGGAAUAUCCCGACAUCGCCAACGCCUUCCGAGUUCAGUGUUACUCCUUCCAUCGUACGGCCAACGCUGGUAUGCGACGUCGGUAAUUGCCGAGUACUGUUCAGUGGCAAGUUUCGACGGAGUAAUUUCGCUCGCCACAUUAGACUCGUGCAUAAACGAAGAGAAUACCGCUGCGCAGUGGAAUUUUGCGAUAAAGUCUUCAGGAGGCAGGACGCACUCAAGAAGCACUUCGAUAAGAAGCAUCGAAGGCCCUAA